This is a messenger RNA of Peronospora farinosa, 897 nucleotides long. The record is from the annotation of a GenBank genome assembly. NCBI's taxonomy places the organism in Eukaryota, Oomycota, Peronosporomycetes, Peronosporales, Peronosporaceae.
AUGCACAGAAUACGGAUGCAACAGCUUGGUCUCCCUGAGCGUAAUGCAGGUCCCUCAAAGUCGAGCACCCUCCGCACAAUGCGAGUACCCAAGUUCCUACGCAGCCUCUACGAUAUCCUCCAAUAUGAGGACCAAGCGAUUUUGACUUGGUCCAAAGACGGCACGUACUUUCAGAUCUUCGACACCAAGCGACUGGAGAUCGCAGUGCUGCCCAAGUACUUCAAACACGGCAAGUUCGCAAGCUUCCAGCGCCAACUCAAUAACUUCGGCUUCCGCAAGUGGACCAAGACGCAGUCCAGCGUCUGCACCUUCAGCCAUCACCACCUCGUGCGGUGCCAUCCGCAGCAGCUGGCCGACUUCAUUAGUCGUCGACCACCUGCUAACAGCGUCCGUUCGAUAGCUGAUGCUCUUUCGAUUGUAAGACGCAAGCGAUCAUUCACGGAGCUCAUGUGCUCCGCAGACACUACGACCUCUACUGCCACUACUUCAAAGACUAUUAGGCGUGACAAUGAAAGCUAUAGACGGAUGUUGCAGCCCACAGACGCCAACGAUCAGACAAACACAGCACCUGUUAAAGGUGCACCUCGAUGGGCGACGGACCCGAUAGGUUUCUUAAAGGCCGGUGAGGUAAGCAAUGAAACUCUUACUAGUGCAUCCUCGGAGAAAGCACGUAACUUUUUUGUAGAAGAGCUACACGACAUUAUUCUUCCGGUUGCGGAGCGUCAAGACAGUCGAUCCAUGGAGAAAGUUCUCGGUUUUGAUCUCGGAACCAAUUUGGCCUCAAACCACGGUAGCGAACUGUUUUCAUCGCUUCCGUACGCAUGGGAUAGCGACACAUUUUUUGCUCCAGUCGGCCGGGCGCACGUCGAAGAACGUAGCUCAUGGAGAUUGCACUAA